AUGGUUCAACAAGUUCCAGAAAACAUCAAUUUUCCUGCUGAAGAAGAGAAAAUCUUGCAGUUCUGGUCCGAAUUUAAUUGUUUUCAAGAAUGCCUAAAGCAGUCAAAACAUAGGCCAAAAUUUACUUUCUAUGAUGGACCUCCUUUUGCAACUGGACUGCCUCACUAUGGACAUAUACUUGCAGGGACAAUUAAAGACAUAGUGACAAGAUAUGCUCACCAGAGUGGGUUUCAUGUUGACAGAAGAUUUGGAUGGGAUUGUCAUGGCCUACCUGUGGAAUAUGAAAUAGAUAAGCUACUAGGAAUCAGAGGACCAGAGGAUGUAGCCAAAAUGGGGAUUGUGGAGUACAACAAUCAGUGCCGAGCAAUUGUGAUGAGAUAUUCUACUGAGUGGAAGUCUACUGUAACCAGACUUGGCCGAUGGAUUGACUUUGACAAUGACUAUAAAACACUCUAUCCAGAAUUCAUGGAAUCUGUCUGGUGGGUCUUCAAACAACUUUAUGAUAAAGGCCUUGUUUAUAGAGGUAUGAAAGUCAUGCCUUUUUCCACUGCAUGCAACACUCCACUUUCCAACUUUGAAUCUCACCAGAAUUACAAGGAUGUUCAAGAUCCUUCAAUAUUUGUUACCUUUCCUUUGGUGGAAGAUGAAAAUAUAUCUUUGGUUGCUUGGACAACUACUCCCUGGACUCUGCCUAGUAACCUUGCCCUCUGCGUUAAUCCAGAUAUGCAGUAUGUAAAGAUUAAAGAUGUUGUCAGAGGAAAAACAUUCAUUUUAAUGGAAGCCAGAUUACCGGCCCUUUACAAAUUGGAGAGUGACUAUGAGAUUCUUGAAAGAUUUCCAGGUUCCUCUCUCCAAGGCAAGAAAUACAGGCCCCUGUUUGACUAUUUUGUGAAGUGGAAAGAGCAUGGCGCUUUUACAGUGCUUGUUGACAACUAUGUGAAGGAGGAAGAAGGCACUGGAGUGGUGCAUCAAGCUCCUUACUUUGGUGCUGAUGACUAUCGGGUCUGUAUGGACUUCAACAUCAUUCAGAAAGAUUCUGUCCCUGUGUGCCCUGUGGAUGCUUCAGGCUGUUUCACAGCAGAAGUGAUGGAUUUCGUGGGACAGUAUGUGAAGGAUGCUGACAAAAAUAUCAUCAGGAUGCUGAAAGAGCAAGGCCGACUUCUUGUUGCCAGUACCUUCACUCAUAGCUACCCUUUCUGCUGGAGGUCGGAUACGCCCCUCAUUUACAAAGCGGUGCCCAGCUGGUUUGUGCGGGUUGAGCACAUGGUGGACCAGCUGAUGAGGAACAAUGACCUGUGUUACUGGGUCCCGGAGUUUGUGAGAGAAAAGCGGUUUGGAAACUGGCUGAAAGACGCGCGAGACUGGGCAAUUUCCAGAAACAGAUACUGGGGCACCCCCAUCCCGCUGUGGGUCAGCGAGGACUUCGAGGAGAUAGUAUGCAUUGGGUCAAUGGCAGAACUUGAAGAACUGUCGGGAACAAAGAUCUCAGAUCUCCACAGAGAGAGCAUUGACCAUCUGACCAUCCCUUCACGCUGUGGGAAGGGAUUGCUGCGUCGCAUCUCUGAAGUGUUUGACUGUUGGUUUGAGAGUGGCAGCAUGCCCUAUGCUCAAGUUCAUUAUCCUUUUGAAAAUAAGAAGGAGUUUGAAGAUGCAUUUCCUGCAGACUUCAUUGCUGAAGGCAUUGAUCAAACCAGAGGAUGGUUUUAUACUCUGCUAGUGCUGGCCACAGCUCUCUUUGGACAACCACCUUUCAGGAAUGUGAUUGUGAAUGGGCUCGUCCUUGCAAGUGAUGGCCAGAAAAUGAGCAAACGAAAAAAGAAUUAUCCAGAUCCACUUUCCAUCAUUCAUAAAUAUGGUGCUGACGCCCUCAGAUUGUAUCUGAUUAACUCCCCUGUGGUGAGAGCGGAAAACCUCCGCUUUAAGGAGGAAGGUGUUCGUGAUGUUCUGAAGGACGUGCUACUCCCUUGGUACAACGCCUAUCGCUUCUUCAUCCAGAAUGUCCUGAGGCUGCAAAAGGAGGAAGAAAUGGAAUUCCUCUACAAUGAGAACACGGUUAAAGAAAGUGCCAACAUCACAGACCGGUGGGUCCUGUCCUUCAUGCAGUCGCUCAUUGCCUUCUUUGAGACUGAAAUGGCAGCUUACAGGCUUUAUACUGUGGUACCCCGCCUGGUCAAGUUUGUCGACGUUCUGACCAAUUGGUAUGUCAGGAUGAACCGCCGAAGAUUAAAGGGUGAAAACGGGAUGGAGGAUUGUGUGAGGGCUCUGGAAACUUUGUUCAGUGUUCUGCUUUCCCUGUGCAGACUGAUGGCCCCGUAUACACCUUUUCUCACUGAAUUGAUGUACCAGAAUCUUAAGAUGCUGAUUGACCCUGUUUCUGUCCAGGACAAGGACACACUCAGCAUCCACUACCUCAUGCUGCCCCGUGUUCGAGAGGAAUUGAUUGACAAGAAAACCGAGAGUGCAGUAUCUAGAAUGCAGUCUGUGAUUGAACUUGGGCGAGUGAUUCGUGACCGCAAAACUAUUCCAAUAAAGUAUCCUUUGAAAGAAAUUGUCAUUAUUCAUCAAGAUCCGGAAGCUCUUGACAGUAUCAGGUCUUUGGAGAAGUACAUUAUUGAGGAGUUGAAUGUUCGAAAGGUUACCCUGUCUACAGAUAAAAACAAGUAUGGUAUUCGCCUAAGGGCAGAGCCAGAUCACAUGAUCCUGGGGAAGCGGCUGAAGGGAGCCUUCAAAGCAGUGAUGACAUCCAUCAAGCAGCUGAGCAGUGAGGAGCUGGAGCAGUUCCAGAAGCGUGGGACCAUCGUUGUGGAAGGCCAUGAAUUGCAUGAAGAUGACAUUCGCCUCUUGUACACUUUUGAUCAAGCAACAGUUGAGACAACGCAGUUUGAAGCACACUCGGAUGCUCAGGCUCUGGUUCUCUUAGAUGUCACCCCUGACCAGGCGAUGGUGGAUGAAGGGGUGGCUCGUGAGGUCAUCAAUCGCAUCCAGAAACUUCGCAAAAAGUGCAAUUUGGUUCCCACUGAGGAAAUAACAGUUUAUUACACAGCAAAAUCGGAAGGAAAUUAUCUGAACACCAUUAUUGAAAGCCACAUGGAGUUCAUAUUUGCCACUAUAAAGGCUCCCUUGAAACCAUAUCCAGUCCCUACAUCAGAUAAAAUCCUUAUUCAAGAAAAAAUGCAGUUAAAGGGGUCUGACCUGGAAAUCACACUCACCAGGGGAUCCUCCGUACUUGGCCCUGCUUGUGCAUAUGUCAAUCUUCACAUUUGUGCAAAUGGCAGUGAGCAAGGUGGAGUACUGCUUCUGGAAAAUCCAAAAGGCGAUAACCGGUUAGACCUCCUAAAGCUGAAGAGUGCUGUUACUAGCAUCUUUGGUGUGAAGAAUUCAGAGCUGGCGCUCUUCCUCGGAGAAACAGAAAUACAAAACCAAACCAACUUACUGAGUCUUAGUGGAAAGAUGCUGCGUGUGACUGCAGGAGCAGCUCCCUCUGUGAUUGACAGUCCUAGUACUCUUCUCUGCCAGUAUAUCAACUUACAGCUCCUGAAUGCAAACCCACAAGAGUGUUUAAUGGGAACAGUGGGUACCCUCCUGCUAGAAAACCCACGUGGGCAGAAUGGACUCACCUAUGAAGGUCUUCUGUGUGAAGCAGCCAAGAUGUUUGGCCUUCGCAGCAGGAAGCUAAAGCUGUUUCUGAAUGAGUCUCAAAUGGACGAAAUUACAGAAGAAAUUCCCUUGAAGACUUUGAAUACGAAGACUGUGUAUGUUUCUGUAUUUCCAACAACGGCUGACUUCUAA
Pipistrellus nathusii (Nathusius's pipistrelle) is the source of this 3789-nucleotide messenger RNA. Lineage: Eukaryota; Metazoa; Chordata; Mammalia; Chiroptera; Vespertilionidae. The record is from the annotation of a GenBank genome assembly.